This is a messenger RNA of Dreissena polymorpha, 4722 nucleotides long. RefSeq lists its product as uncharacterized. Gene Ontology annotation, cellular component: cytoplasm; nucleus; spindle microtubule. The transcript has 21 exons. The record is from RefSeq and is a predicted model, not a curated record. Gene Ontology annotation, biological process: regulation of cell cycle. The coding region runs from base 131 to 3289 and encodes 1052 amino acids. Lineage: Eukaryota; Metazoa; Mollusca; Bivalvia; Myida; Dreissenidae.
GGGAGUAGAUAUCCAAACAUAUCGCUGUAGAAUCGGAUCAUUCUGUAUCAAGAAUAGUUCCAGAAGCUCUGGCGGCUGGACGGGGUGCAAACCUGAGGAGGCCAAUGGAAGCAAUGUUAAACCACUACCAAUGGUCGUGCUUGUAUUAUUGAUGACGUUUAGAAAUGAAAGGUUUGACUUGACGAGUGGUCUAACGAAAAAAAUUUCGAACGAGUUCAGAGAAUGUGUCAGAGAAUUGCUGUCAAACAAUUCUACUGUGCAACACUUCAACAAUCAAGCACACGUUCCUGCAAUGUCUGAAAUUUUUCUGAAACAUACAUAUGUAAACAGAAGCUUGCUUGAUACAGCGACUAACCGACAUUUCUGGUCAGACACUCAGAAUGAAGACAACGCUACAAUUUCAAACGAAGGACUGAAUACUUUUGACGUUGCAGAGGAGAAUACGUUUGUGCAUGAAUGUAUCAAUCGGAAGCCAUCGAGCAGCAUACAGACUCAUUUACUGAUGUCUGGUUUAGAACUUGAUCCUGACCCCAUGCACUCUAUACCUAGAAGAAGGUGUUAUCCCGAAGGGAAGAGGAACAUAUCAAAUGCGUCAACACUUGACUGUACUAAAGAUUCACAUUGUGGGAAAGCUAUACCGUGUAUUGGUUCUGUUGAAGCCGAUAGUUUUUGGGGCACACAUAUUUUCAAAAUGGAUCUUAGUGAUGACUUACAGAACGGUUUGCGCAGCAAGAAUAAUAAGAGAGCUAAACACUUUGCUAUCAGUCGGAUACUCGAUGAAUUAUGCACAUGUGGCGAAUAUUGUCAAUUGGAAUCUCUACCUCUGUUCUACCUUUGGAAGAGAAAUGCAUUUGUGGUAUUACCGUCAGCCUCAUGGUGGAAAGAACUGGAAAGAACAUUUACUGUAGGGUAUGUGUAUUCAGCUGCUUUGCUCGCAUUCAGAAAUGAGUUUAGGCAAUCAUUCCUAUGCCGAGAUGGACAUAAACUUUCGUUUUUGAAUACACUAAUUCUACAUGGACCUGUCGCUUCAAUAAACUUCUAUGAUAUAACUGUGACGAACCCGUUUUGCGGCUUUCAUGUCACAAGCGGCAAUCGCAACAGUAGGCAUAUUUCUCCAGACACGAAUGAGAAACAUAAUCAUCCUUUUAAAGAAUCUGCAGAUCAAGAUAAAUACCCAACACAGGUUUCAGAAGAUGAUAUAUUAAUUACCGAAGAGGCACAGAAGGAAUUAGUUCGAGACGAAAAUACAGAAAGUCUUAACCCCAUGUCACCUGAUGUGUUGGUGUAUAAUUCAACAGCACAUAAUUACAUUCGUUGGGAGAGUCCACCCACAGUACAUACGGAUUCUGUAAAAAGUGUUCAAGAAAUCCGAAACUCAAGCAACCGUUUGGACCGAAUGGACUUGACUCAUAUAGCCAUAAAUGGUUAUCUAAAUGCCAGUGUUGGGAACAGCUCAAAUGACAGAUUUUUUUCAAACGAAAACUCUAGAAGUUUGAAAACAGCAACUUAUUUACACAAAAACUAUCCGGCUGCAAGAUAUCCUUAUUACGAAAACGCAAUUUCAAGGAGGGAGACAUAUCGAGGCUGGCAAUUAGCUCAACCAAACCCAGACAACCUUUGUUCCGCCGGUUUUUUCUUCACUGGUCAGAACUACGACCUCGUGCGGUGUUUCUGCUGUGGUAUAGGACUGAAAGACUUCACACAAACGGGUAAUCCAAUUCUGGAACACGGGAAACACUCUUCUAACUGUCCAUUUAUGAUUGACCACUUUGGAAGUUGCGAAGCCAUUGAACAGUAUAAGCAGAGACACUUACGUCUAGAUCCAGAAGAAAUCAGACAAAGGCAACGUCAGCUAAAUCAGCAACAACAAGGUCGCCCGAUAUCAAACUACAGAGCCAAGCACGAGCGAUUCCGGUCGCUGUCAGCUCGCUUAGAUACGUUCACAAAGUGGCCUUCAUAUAUAUCCCAGAGACUUGAACAGCUAGCAGAAGCAGGGAUGUAUUACACAGGAACCAUGGUAAUCGAUAUACAAACAUAUCGCUUGAGAAUUGGGUCAUUCCAUAUGCAGCGUAACUGCAGAAACGACGGUGAAAGUUAUACGCGGACAGACAGUUCAAAAAGCAGCGACGUUAACAAUAACGCUGCUAAAUUUAUGGCAUUUAUUGUCAUCCUUUUCUGUGCCUUAAACAAUACACAUCGUGUACCAAAAAUCGCAUCGGAAUGGACAUAUGCUACGGGUAUGGAUUCUUUAAAGUCGCAUCAGUUAUUCUGGAAUGAUACUGGCCACCGUUUUUUUCAUAUUUCAGCAAACUUAACGGCAACGGACUUUGCGAAAAUAUUACCGCGAAGAGCCAUACAAAUACAAUUAUAUAUUUCUGGAAUAGAACCAAACCCAGGACCUACAACUCCAUGUUCUGAAGAUAUCACAGAAAUACGCUACAAUGCCCAGCAAGAGCAGUUGCGAACAUUGCAAUCUCGACUAGAUACAUUUAUAAACCAGCAUUCACGAUUUCUGAGGCCAACUAGAGAACAAAUCGCUGAAGCAGGGUUUUAUUACACGGGUUAUAACGACGAGUGUAAUUGUUUCGCCUGCGGUUGUGACUUGAGCGAGUGGGAACCAAACGACGAUCCAUGGAUAGAACAUUGCCGAUACUCCGAUGAUUGUCCUUAUGUAUGGGAGGUCAGAGGUGCUGCAUUCGUAAACCUUUACAGACGGAGGCCAGAGCCCACAGCUGCUGAGACCGCGACUAACCAUCCAGCGUUUAAUAGGGCUAUCGGAGGGCUUUCAAUAAACCAAGAUACAGACGCACAUGGUGUUUUCAACAGGGUCCCAGAAAGCCAUUACCAAAAUGUCCAUCGUGCACAAAGAGAAAGACGCAACACUGCCAGCCAAGAGCCGUUCAGGACAUUUCAAUCUCGGCUAGAUUCAUUAACAAACUGGCAUUCACGCUUUAUGAGGCCAACUAAAGAACAAAUCGCUGAAGCAGGGUUUUAUUACACGGGCUCUGACGAUCAAUUCUGCUGUUUUGCGUGUAAUGUUGUCUUCAAAAACUGGGUACCAUCAGUCGGUCCAUGGGUAGAACACUGUCGAUAUUCUCCGGCCUGUCCUUAUGCACGGGAGGUCAAAGGCGAUGAGUUUAUCAACUGUAUCCAGCAUGUCAUCGAUCAAACAGCAAUCGAACGUGCUUCAAACCAGCAUGACAAUCGAAAUGACAAUGCUUCACUGAUUGACGAUUAUGUACAGGCCAGUUUAGAAAAUCCUAACUUGGUGUACCCUAUGCUAUUCUAACAAGGUACCUGCCGGAUCCCACCCAUGGAAAGACAGACCCCAUACACACUACUUGGAUUGUUCAUUAAGUGCUUUAGUUUAUACAGACUGUGUGCUUAGACAAUGGAGCAUGCGCGUCCGGGCUUAUGACAUUUUUGUUAAAUUAUGCGGAAAUACUAACACAUAAUUUAUGAUAAAAUAUAUAUUUUUGUUGCGUUUAUUAAUAUAAAUAUUAUUAUUAUUAUUAUUAUUAUUAUUAUUAUUAUUAUUAUUAUUAUUAUUUUGACUUUUCCUCAUUGGGCUCUUUUUCCAAAACGUUUGAUAGCCUGUGUGGACAAUCUUUGAAAGCUAUUUUUAAAUUAAGAAAAUCUCUGUCGAAAUUUUAUAACAUUACAAUAGAACACAGGUUAGAAAUGUUUGAUAAAUUAAUUUACCCGGUUUUAAGUUAAGGCUCCAAAAUAUGCCAGGGGUUUACAGAGCAAUAUAAAACUAGAACGAAUACAUUUAAAAUAUUGCAAAGUAUUAUUAGGAGUCCGAAGGCAAACACAGAAUAACUUUAUAUAUGAAGAACUAGGAAGAAUAUCGUUAUCUGCCAGACAUAACAUUAAUGUAAUUAGAUAUUGUGUAAAGAUAGUAAACACACAUAACAUUAAAUAUGUAAAACUUGCUUAUGAUAUUAUGUUCCGAGAAUUAGAAACAUACCCAAAUUACAGAUCUUGGGUCUACAUGGUAAAAAGUACAUUAGGUAAUUGUGGUUUUCACGAUGUGCGGCUGAAUCAAGGUGUAGACAUGUCCCGUAGACAUAUUUUUGAAAAUUUUCAGAGUAAGAAUUACAUAUCCGUUUAUACAAAAAUGGGAAAACCGAAUUUAAUCAAUCAAUUAGAGCAAAAACAUACAUAUUACUAUCCGAUUUUAAAUUUAAAUCAUAUUUAAGUGAUGUAAACAUUCCAAAGUACAGAUUGGCUCUCUCUAGAUUAAGAAUCUCUGCACAUAGGCUUAAAGUUGAAACGGGGUAGUUGGCAUAAACCAAUAGCUAUUCCGUAUGAAGACAAUGUCCUUUAUGCAAUAUUUUAGAAGAUGAAUACCACUUUGUUAUGGAUUGUACAUUAUAUACUGAUGUAAGAAAAGCUUAUUUAAAACCAAUUUAUUACGUAAGACCAAAUAUGUUUAAGUUUAUAGAUUUAUUGACCUCUCAAAAUAGUAAUAUUAUUAAAAAGUUAGCUAUGUUUAUUUUUAAAGCAUGGGAAAUAAGAAAUACGUAUAAUACAUAUCACGAUAAGGGUAGGAUGUUUGUAUAUAUUAAUGCACAGCCUCUCACUGUAUAUUUUCUUCUCUAAAAUACCUAAUACUUUGUUUUACAAUGUAGUGUUUUUUAUGUUUAUAAUUUGAAUGACCAGUGACUGCGUUUUAUGUAUAAUGUAUGUGACAUCUCAUGUAUACUCAUGGGCUUAUUG